AAUUUNUCAAUUUCGCUCGAGACCGAGGUCACAUGGAUUUGGGUAGUCUAAUGAAUAGUACCUCAUUGGAUCUUAACUCCAAGCCCAUCAAAAUUCUUGAUGAAACUCAGUUUCAGAAUCAAGAAGUUGAAGAUAAUUUCAUUAAGUUGGGAAGAAGUACUGUCACAGUUGAAGAAGAGAGAUGGGCUUUGAUGGAGGAGCUGAAUAGGGUGAGUGCCGAAAACAAGAAGCUAACAGAAAUGCUAACCGUGGUUUGCGAAAAUUAUACCGAGCUAAGAAGCAAGUUAAUGGAGUACACAAGCAAUAAUUGUGCGGUGGGAAAUGCAAAUAACAAUAAGAAUGAUAUUACAUCAUCAAGAAAGAGGAAGGCUGAGAUGAUCGAACGAACGUAUGUUAAUAAUGUGGGGUCCACAGACAGCAGCUCGAGUGGUGAGGAUCAUUCGUUCAAAAAACCAAAGGAGGAAAUCGUCAAGGCCAAGAUUUCACGGGUUUGUGUCCGAACGGAAGCAUCUGAUACCAGCCUUAUAGUGAAGGAUGGUUAUCAAUGGAGGAAAUAUGGACAGAAGGUGACUAGGGACAAUCCUUCACCAAGAGCUUACUUCAGGUGUUCUUUUGCUCCUACUUGUCCAGUCAAGAAGAAGGUUCAAAGGAGUGUAGAAGAUGGGUCGGUUUUGGUGGCGACGUAUGAAGGAGAACACAACCAUCCCCACCCCUUGAAGAGCGACUCGAGUCCCACAUCCAAUAGGAGCGUGAAACCUGGCAAUGUCCUGCGAUCAAAUGCUCAGGGCUCCUCUGCUCAAACAAUCGCUCUUGACCUAACCAAACGCAACCCAAGAAGAAAAUCCGAGACACCACAAGUACACCAACAGUACUUUGUGGAACAAAUGGCUUCUACUCUGACCAAAGAUCCCAGUUUCCAAGCUGCAUUAGCGGCUGCUAUUUCGGGAAAGCUUCUUCAGCAGAAUAAAUGGACGUGAAAAUUAUAGAAUCAAAAAUCGCUUUGCUUUGAUCGAGUUGUGACAGGAAGCAAAGCACUCAAUGCUUGACAUAGUUCAUGGAUUGAGGGAACAAGAAAAUUGAACUUUUUUUUUUGGCCAUAUUUAUGUACAUAGUGAAAUUAGCACUGUCUAUUAUCAUACACUUUCUUGUAAAUAGUUCAAUCCUUGUUGACAUAGAAAAAUUUAGUCGGAUAAGAGAUUUCGACUGAAACUGUGUGUUUUUCAUUUGUGCGGUGUCUUUUUUUUUUUUUUUCNGAUGUUCUAUUCAUUUGUUAUGCUGACAUGUCUAAUACAGUAAUGGUUUGAUGUAAUGUCUCAAUAUUGUGAUUGAAGAACAAGAACACAAG
Messenger RNA from Striga asiatica, 1345 nucleotides. NCBI's taxonomy places the organism in Eukaryota, Viridiplantae, Streptophyta, Magnoliopsida, Lamiales, Orobanchaceae. The record is from the annotation of a GenBank genome assembly.